GUGCGGCCGGCGGGGUUCCGGCGGGGGGUCAGGGGGGGCCGGGGCGCCGCGCGGAGUCCCCGUGCGCCCCGCUACCGGCCUCGAGCAGCCCGGGCCCCGGCCCCGGCGCGGGGAUGGACGGCCCCGGGGCCAGCGCCGUGGUCGUGCGCGUCGGCAUCCCGGACCUGCAGCAGACGAAGUGCCUGCGCCUGGACCCGACAGCGCCUGUGUGGGCCGCCAAGCAGCGCGUGCUCUGCGCCCUCAACCACAGCCUCCAGGACGCGCUCAACUACGGGCUCUUCCAGCCGCCCUCCCGGGGCCGUGCCGGCAAGUUCUUGGAUGAGGAACGGCUCCUGCAAGACUAUCCGCCCAACCUGGACACGCCCCUGCCCUACCUGGAGUUUCGAUACAAGCGGAGAGUUUAUGCCCAGAACCUCAUAGAUGACAAGCAGUUUGCAAAGCUGCACACAAAGGCAAACCUGAAGAAGUUCAUGGACUAUGUCCAGCUGCACAGUACAGACAAGGUGGCCCGCCUGCUGGACAAGGGGCUGGACCCCAAUUUCCAUGACCCUGACUCAGGAGAGUGCCCUCUGAGCCUUGCAGCUCAGCUAGACAAUGCUAGUGACCUGCUAAAGGUUCUGCGGAAUGGUGGUGCUCACCUGGACUUCCGCACCCGAGAUGGGCUAACUGCUGUCCACUGUGCCACCCGCCAGCGAAAUGCAGGGGCAUUGACGACCCUGCUGGACCUGGGGGCUUCACCUGACUACAAGGACAGCCGCGGCCUGACGCCCCUGUACCACAGUGCCCUGGGGGGUGGAGACGCCCUUUGCUGUGAGCUGCUUCUCCAUGACCAUGCACAGCUGGGGACCACUGAUGAGAAUGGCUGGCAGGAGAUCCACCAGGCCUGCCGCUUUGGGCACGUGCAGCACCUGGAGCACCUGCUAUUCUAUGGAGCCAACAUGGGUGCCCAGAAUGCCUCGGGGAACACGGCUCUGCACAUCUGUGCUCUGUACAACCAGGAGAGCUGUGCUCGUGUCUUGCUUUUCCGUGGAGCCAAUAAAGAUGUCCGAAAUUACAACAGCCAGACAGCCUUCCAGGUUGCCAUCAUUGCAGGAAACUUUGAGCUUGCAGAGGUCAUCAAGACCCACAAAGACUCGGAUGUUGUACCAUUCAGGGAAACACCCAGCUAUGCGAAAAGGCGGCGACUGGCUGGCCCCAGUGGCUUGGCAUCCCCUCGGCCCCUGCAGCGCUCAGCAAGCGAUAUCAACCUGAAGGGUGAGGUACAGCCAGCAGCCUCUCCUGGGCCUUCGCUCCGAAGCCUCCCUCACCAGCUGCUGCUCCAGCGACUGCAGGAGGAGAAAGAUCGUGAUCGGGAUGGUGAACAGGAGAAUGACAUCAGUAGCCCCUCAGCCAGCAGGAGUAGCCAGAGCAAAAUCAGCCCGAGUGGGCCAGGCGGUCCCGGCCCCGCGCCCGGUCCUGGCCCAGCGCCCCCCGCGCCCCCCGCGCCGCCGCCCCGGGGCCCGAAGCGGAAACUUUACAGCGCCGUCCCCGGCCGCAAGUUCAUCGCUGUGAAGGCGCACAGCCCGCAGGGCGAGGGCGAGAUCCCACUGCACCGCGGCGAGGCCGUGAAGGUGCUCAGCAUCGGGGAGGGCGGAUUCUGGGAGGGAACCGUGAAGGGCCGCACAGGCUGGUUCCCAGCUGACUGCGUGGAGGAGGUGCAGAUGCGACAAUAUGACACACGGCAUGAAACCCGGGAGGACCGAACGAAGCGGCUUUUCCGCCACUACACUGUUGGCUCCUAUGACAGCCUCACUUCACACAGCGAUUAUGUCAUUGAUGACAAGGUGGCUGUCCUGCAGAAACGGGACCACGAGGGCUUUGGCUUUGUGCUCCGGGGGGCCAAAGCAGAGACCCCCAUUGAGGAAUUCACGCCCACACCAGCCUUCCCUGCACUCCAGUACCUGGAGUCUGUGGAUGUGGAGGGUGUGGCCUGGAGGGCUGGGCUGCGCACUGGAGACUUCCUUAUUGAGGUGAAUGGGGUGAACGUGGUGAAGGUUGGACACAAGCAAGUGGUGGGUCUGAUCCGCCAGGGCGGCAACCGCCUGGUAAUGAAGGUCGUGUCUGUGACCAGGAAGCCAGAAGAGGACAGUGCUCGGCGCAGAGCCCCACCGCCCCCGAAGAGGGCCCCCAGUACCACACUGACCCUGCGUUCCAAGUCCAUGACGGCGGAGCUUGAAGAACUUGAAAAACUGGAUGAAAUUCUGGCAGCUGCUGCAGAGCCAACACUGAGGCCAGACAUUGCAGACGCUGACUCCAGGGCAGCCACUGUUAAGCAGCGGCCCACCAGCCGGAGGAUCACCCCUGCUGAGAUCAGUUCAUUGUUUGAGCGCCAGGGCCUCCCGGGCCCAGAGAAGCUGCCUGGUUCUCUGCGGAAGGGGAUUCCACGCACCAAGUCUGUAGGAGAGGAUGAGAAGCUGGCGUCCCUGCUGGAAGGGCGCUUCCCACGGAGCACAUCAAUGCAGGACUCCGUGCGUGAGGGUCGUGGCAUCCCGCCUCCACCACAGACCGCACCACCCCCUCCGCCUGCGCCCUACUACUUUGAUUCAGGGCCGCCCCCCGCCUUCUCACCACCCCCGCCACCGGGUCGAGGCUACGACACGGUGCGCUCCAGCUUCAAGCCUGGCUUGGAAGCGCGCCUGGGCGCGGGGGCUGCUGGCCUGUACGAGACCGGUGCGCCCCUUGGCCCUCUGCCCUACCCUGAACGGCAGAAGCGCGCACGCUCCAUGAUCAUCCUGCAGGACUCCGCGCCUGAGGUGGGCGACGUCCCUCGGCCCGGGCCCUCGGCCACACCACCUGAGCGCCCCAAGCGCCGGCCACGGCCUCCAGGCCCAGACAGCCCCUACGCCAAUCUGGGAGCUUUCAGUGCCAGCCUCUUCGCACCAUCCAAGCCGCAGCGCCGUAAGAGCCCACUCGUGAAACAGCUGCAGGUGGAGGACGCGCAGGAACGCGCGGCUCUGGCUGUCGGCAGCCCUGGUCCAGGCGGCGGCAGCUUCGCCCGAGAGCCUUCCCCGACACACCGUGGGCCCCGGCAGAGUGGCCUCGAGUACAGCACGGGGGAUGGCCUGGGGCUUGCAUUCAGCGGUCCUAGCCCGGGUAAGGAGAGGCGGCUGGAGGAGCGGCGCCGCUCCACUGUGUUCCUGUCCGUGGGCGCCAUUGAGGGCAGCCCUCCCAGUGCGGACCUGCCGUCCCUACAGCCCUCCCGCUCUAUAGAUGAACGUCUCCUGGGAGCUGGUGCCACCGCUGGCCGUGACCUACUGCUCCCCUCCCCUGUUUCUGCUCUGAAGCCAUUGGUCAGCGGCCCUACCCUUGGGCCCUCGGGCUCCACCUUUAUCCACCCACUCACCGGCAAACCCUUGGACCCUAGCUCACCCUUGGCUCUUGCACUAGCUGCCCGAGAGCGGGCUCUGGCUUCCCAAGCACCUUCCCGGUCCCCCACACCCGUGCACAGCCCUGAUGCUGACCGCCCUGGACCCCUGUUUGUGGACGUGCAGGCCCGGGAUUCAGAACGAGGGGCCCUGGCCUCCCCAGCCUUCUCUCCACGUAGCCCAGCCUGGAUUCCUGUGCCUGCUCGCAGGGAGGCAGAGAAGGCUCCCCGGGAAGAGCGGAAGUCACCAGAAGACAAGAAGUCAAUGAUUCUCAGCGUCUUGGACACGUCCUUGCAGCGGCCAGCUGGCCUCAUUGUUGUGCAUGCUACCAGCAAUGGGCAGGAGCCCAGCAGGCUGGGGGCUGAAGAGGAGCGCCCAGGCACUCCGGAGCUGGCCCCAGCCCCCAUGCAGACAGCAGCUGUGGCAGAGCCCUUGCCUAGCCCUCGGGCCCAGCCCCCUAGCAGCACCCCAGCUGACCCUGGACCAGGUCAGGGCAGCUCCGAGGAGGAGCCAGAGCUGGUGUUCGCUGUGAACCUGCCACCAGCCCAACUGUCCUCCAGCGAUGAGGAGACCAGGGAGGAACUGGCCCGAAUUGGGUUGGUGCCACCCCCUGAAGAGUUUGCCAAUGGGAUCCUGCUGGCCACCCCACCUCCUGGCCCGGGCCCCUCACCCACCACGGUGCCCAGCCCGGCCUCAGGGAAGCCCAGCAGCGAGCCACCCCCUGCCCCUGAGUCUGCAGCUGACUCCGGAGUGGAGGAAGCCGACACUCGAAGCUCCAGUGACCCGCACCUGGAGACCACAAGCACCAUCUCCACCGUGUCCAGCAUGUCUACCCUGAGCUCGGAGAGCGGGGAACUCACCGACACCCACACCUCCUUCGCCGAUGGACACACUUUUCUACUCGAGAAGCCACCAGUGCCUCCCAAGCCCAAGCUCAAGUCCCCGCUGGGGAAGGGGCCGGUGACCUUCAGGGACCCGCUGCUGAAGCAGUCCUCAGACAGUGAGCUCAUGGCCCAGCAGCACCAUGCCGCCUCUGCCGGGCUGGCCUCUGCCGCCGGGCCUGCCCGCCCUCGCUACCUCUUCCAGAGAAGGUCCAAGCUGUGGGGGGACCCCGUGGAGAGCCGGGGGCUUCCUGGGCCUGAAGAUGACAAACCAACUGUGAUCAGUGAGCUUAGCUCCCGCCUGCAGCAGCUGAAUAAAGACACACGCUCCUUGGGGGAGGAACCAGUUGGUGGCCUGGGCAGCCUGCUGGACCCUGCCAAGAAGUCACCCAUCGCAGCAGCUCGGCUCUUCAGCAGCCUCAGUGAGCUGAGCACCAUCUCAGCGCAGCGCAGCCCCGGGGGCCCGGGCGGCGGGGCCUCCUACUCUGUGCGGCCCAGCGGCCGCUACCCCGUGGCGCGACGCGCCCCAAGCCCAGUGAAGCCCGCGUCGCUGGAGCGGGUGGAGGGGCUGGGGGCGGGCGCGGGGGGUGCGGGGCGGCCCUUCGGCCUCACGCCUCCCACCAUCCUCAAGUCGUCCAGCCUCUCCAUCCCGCACGAGCCCAAGGAGGUGCGCUUCGUGGUGCGCAGUGUGAGCGCGCGCAGCCGCUCCCCCUCGCCGUCACCGCUGCCCUCUCCUGCGCCUGGCCCUGGCCCCGGUGCCCCUGGCCCGCGCCGGCCCUUCCAGCAGAAGCCACUGCAGCUCUGGAGCAAGUUCGACGUGGGUGACUGGCUGGAGAGUAUCCACCUAGGCGAGCACCGCGACCGUUUUGAGGACCACGAGAUCGAGGGCGCACACCUGCCUGCGCUCACCAAGGAUGACUUCGUGGAGCUGGGCGUCACGCGCGUGGGCCACCGCAUGAACAUCGAACGCGCGCUCAGGCAGCUGGAUGGCAGCUGACGCCCUACCCCUACUUGCGCUCCGGCUGCGCCCUGCCGGCAGGGCCCCCACCCAACCCCGGGCCGCGGGCUCGGCCCGCCCCCUACGACGGCGCCCGGGCCAGGAAUGUUGCAUGAAUCGUCCUGUUUGCUGUUGCUCGGAGACUUGCCCUGUACAUUGCUUAGUGCCCCCCCUGCCGCCGAGCCCCACCCAGCACACAGGGCGCGGACCAGGGAGGCUGGGGCGGGAGGGGGUUAGAGGCAGGGUGAUCUGGCCUGACCACCUCCUUCACAGCUCCUGGUGGCCAUUUUCCCAGAGGGGGAACCUAGUCCAGCAUGCGAGGUCAGGACACGCCUUGGUGACUCGGGGGGAGGGGGGAGACAUUGGGGUUCUCGAUGGGGGCCAAGGAGCCCCCUGUUUUGCAUAUUUUAUUCCACUCUAUAUUUGGAACGAGAAAAGGAACAAAUAUCUCUGUCCGUAAUAGUUCCCACCACCCCUUCCCCUCAAACUCUCCCGCUGAUCUCGCCACAGCUGCCCAGUCUUCCAUCUCCCGCCCCUCACUGCCACUCCGUAAGGGGCAGGGGACGCUCCAGCUGGUCUGGGGUUGGCCAGGGUCCUGGUGGCCCACCCUGGGGCCCAGGCUCAGCCCCUUUCCCUCGCUGAGCUAUAGUGUGCCCCACCCACCCUUCAGGUGCUG
Molecule: messenger RNA, 5958 nt
Organism: Castor canadensis (American beaver)
Lineage: Eukaryota; Metazoa; Chordata; Mammalia; Rodentia; Castoridae
Gene: Shank3
Product: SH3 and multiple ankyrin repeat domains 3
Cellular component (GO): postsynaptic density; postsynaptic membrane; dendritic spine
Molecular function (GO): ionotropic glutamate receptor binding; synaptic receptor adaptor activity
Source: RefSeq, a predicted model, not a curated record